This is a messenger RNA of Paramecium octaurelia, 646 nucleotides long. NCBI's taxonomy places the organism in Eukaryota, Ciliophora, Oligohymenophorea, Peniculida, Parameciidae. The record is from the annotation of a GenBank genome assembly.
AUGACAUCCUGGCAUGAUACAAACAUAAGAUGGUUUGUGCUAGUGCUUAUUGGCAUUUACCCACUUGUAGUAUUCCUCGUAGGUGAAUUUCCAGCAUUGCUAGGAGAAUAGAUAAAAUAACACUUUCAAAUCACUUAAAAGGAAGUCAAUUAUCUAUUAUCAAUAAGAGCAUUUCCAAAUAUGAUAAUGUCAUUAAUUGGCGGUUUGAUUAUUGACACUUUUGGAGUCGGACGCUCAUACACCUUAUUUGGAGCAGUUAUAAUUUUUGGUUAAUGUAAAAAUUUAUAUUAAAGGAAAGUCUUAUGCUUUAUUUCAGUAAUUAGUGAUAAUUUUGCAAUUAUGGUAGUUGGCCGAUUAGUAUUUGGGUUGUUUGAUGAUAGCGGAUUUGUGGCUGAAAGUUACUAUAUCAAUAAGUGGUUCAAAGGGAAGGAGAAUUCUCUAGCUUUUGGGUACUAUUUUAAUUUAUUAAAGCAUCGACACAGGUCUUUGUAGAAUAGGAUCAAUAACUGGUGCAAUUAUUUAUCCAUAUAUAUACAUGUCCUAAGAUAGCGACUUAUCUAAAUGCUUGUUAAUGUGUCUUUACAUCUCUAUAUUGAGUUUUGUUUUAAUAAUUAUUUUAACUCGAAUUGACAAGUNCUCUUUUUGA